Messenger RNA from Pungitius pungitius (ninespine stickleback), 2778 nucleotides. It is a transcript of the gene kctd13, whose product is annotated as potassium channel tetramerization domain containing 13. The coding region runs from base 623 to 1609 and encodes 328 amino acids. The record is from RefSeq and is a predicted model, not a curated record. Lineage: Eukaryota; Metazoa; Chordata; Actinopteri; Perciformes; Gasterosteidae. Gene Ontology annotation, cellular component: Cul3-RING ubiquitin ligase complex. Gene Ontology annotation, molecular function: protein binding; ubiquitin-protein transferase activity. The transcript is spliced from 7 exons. Gene Ontology annotation, biological process: protein ubiquitination; protein homooligomerization; proteasome-mediated ubiquitin-dependent protein catabolic process.
AUUAAGCUUGGUGCUAAACAUUAUCAGAAAGAUUGAACAAAAAAACGUGAGGGUUGAUCUAAUGAACGACGGUCCUUUUAAGUAAUCAAUAUUGUAGAUAGUAUUCAUGUAACUUGGCAGUAGGCAGUACAACGUUACUGUUUUCAUCGAUACUGGCGGCGCUGCUGCGCGUUCGACACGAAGCUGAAGCAGAAGAAGAAAGCGGCGGAAGCAGAUGUGCGGGUUUCGUUUCCGAGUGACCUACUUAAACUUCAUCUGUUAGCAUCAGUCAAUAGUCUGUAUCUCCUACAAUGGAACCGGCUGUUACGCUUACGCUUGGCAUUAUUUGAUGGCAAGUUUCACUUAGUUCACCCAAGAAACGAUUAGAAAACAAACGAGCAGUCGUGGCUUUAGGCGUAUCUAAACCGAUUAGCCAUUGUUAGCCUCUUGGAUUUAGCUAACGUUAGCUAGGCUGGCUGCGAUUAAAAUGACUUGUCAAACGUUUGCCGAAUCAACGUUUGUUGGCCAGCUGAGGAUCGAUUGCUAGCAGAUUUAACGAGUACACGUGUAGCUCCCUUGGCCCGACGUUAGCUAGGUUUGACUCCUGGAUGUUCAGUGUGCCAGGAAGUGACUCUUGAGCCCCAUGUCUGCUGAGGCCUCGGCAGGCGGUCAUGCUGCUGACUCGGCCCAGUCUGCUGUUUCCCAGCCCGCCUUCCACAACACGGACGAGUUUAGGAACCACGGUCUUCUCGGCAGCAAAUAUGUCAAAUUAAAUGUGGGCGGCUCGCUACACUAUACAACCGUUCAAACGUUAAGCAAGGAGGACAGUCUGUUGCGGAGCAUAUGCAAUGGAGGAACAGAGGUUUCCAUUGAUUCAGAAGGUUGGGUAGUUUUGGAUCGGUGUGGCCGACAUUUUGAACUUGUUUUGAACUUCCUGCGAGAUGGAUCAGUACCACUCCCAGAGGACCACAGAGAACUGGAGGAGGUUCUCAAGGAGGCGCAGUACUAUCAGGUCCAGGGCCUGGUCCAGCACUGCCUCAGUGCCAUGCAGAAACAAAAGGAUGUCUUUGAAACCGUGUGUCGCAUCCCUAUGAUCACCUCAGCCAAAGAAGAACAGAAGAUGAUAGCCAGUUGUAGAAAGCCAGUGGUAAAGUUGCAGAACAAUCGAGGAAACAACAAAUAUUCUUACACCAGCAACUCUGACGAUAACCUGCUGAAGAACAUCGAACUGUUCGACAAACUGGUGCUGCGAUUUAACGGCCGCGUCGUGUUUGUCAAAGAUGUGCUCGGGGAUGAGAUCUGCUGUUGGUCUUUCUAUGGGGAAGGUCGCAAGAUUGCUGAAGUAUGCUGCACUUCCAUCGUCUAUGCCACAGAGAAGAAGCAGACCAAAGUUGAGUUUCCCGAGGCCCGAAUCUUUGAAGAGACCCUCAAUAUCCUCAUUUACGAGAAUGGAAGAGGAUCUGGUCCAGGAGGGUUGCACCUUUUAGAUUCAAGGAGCACCGGUCCCUCCCUGGGAGCUGAGGAAGAAGGUGCUUCUGGGGGCGACAGGCGAGUAAGACGGAUCCAUGUAAGGAGGCAUAUUAUGCACGAUGAAAGAGGACCCGGUCAGCAAACUGUGUAUAAGGACUAAUAAUGUGAAAAACAAGGCUUGGGAGGGUGAAUUUGUGUGUGUUCCUUUUGUCUUGAUCGCCGGAAUGAGAGAUGUGCUUGAUCAUAGAAAUAGCUCGGUAACUAGUUAUGUCAUUAAAAUAUCUUAAUGUGUCACUGCACAGAAAUGUAGGGGUUGAUGACUGAUCUGUAACUGAAGGAGGAGUUGUUUGGACAUGCCAAAAGCUUCUGUUUGCAAGUAAACAAAUUGUGUACAUUUAUUUAUAUAGGAAAUGUGUACAUUUACCUGGGAAAUUAAACUGGCAUAGAUGUUGCUUUUUAUACGUUACCGAAUGGGCCCAAAAGGCCGUCCCCAAUCCCACCUGUUGGUGGGUGUUUGUGAUAUGCACUGGCCCCCUCCUCUGUUUGACUUAUAGGAAACAACAUCAGUCUGUCUGUUUAUUCAGGGUGUGAAACAUGGGUUGCCUGUUUGAACUGAUAUGCUGCCUGGUCGUAAUUAACAGAGGCUGUUUUAGCCUAGAUAUGUUAACACUGGAAUAAAACUGAGUAGCCAUCUAAGGAAGGUUGUCUAUGAAUGAGAUUGUUGAGCAGCUCCAUUUUCUUUAUUUAAAUUAUUACUGCCAUUGCUUUCAAGAUGUUUUUAUUCAUUAAUUUAUGAACCUAAUUUAUUGUUUGCUAUUUAACUUUGGUAUUGUAUGCAAUCUUCGUGUUAACUAGUGCUCAAGUGAGUUAAAAUGUUGGAAUGAUAUGAUGCACUCUAUAGCUCACACCAGAUUUUGAAUUUACCCCUGUAAACGACUAGAUAGUGUACUUACAUUUCAGUUUCAUGAGGAACCAUGAUCAUUUCUUUGAUACUGUGUUUUAUUCUGAGCCAUGAUCUUUCACUUUUGCUUAAUGUUUUGUACUGAACCACUGAAAUCUACUGGAGGUAUUUGGCCAUAUGGUGAUGAUAAAGGCAGUUAAUAAAUUUGCCCCUGGGAGAGCAUACACAUUUGUUUUUGGUUGUCACCAGUGUUUUGAGUAGACUUAAUAUCUGAAUAUUGUGGUGGGGAGGGGGGCAUUGAAUAUGAGCAAUAUGUGUCUCAAACCCUUAAUAAUAUCACCUUAGAAUUCCUUAAAAUAUGCACUAAUAUGACUUCCGUCCUGUUGUGGUCAUGGAAAUGUUCUGAAUAAAUUACUUGUGAAAUCAAA